Molecule: messenger RNA, 786 nt
Organism: Trichechus manatus latirostris (Florida manatee)
Lineage: Eukaryota; Metazoa; Chordata; Mammalia; Sirenia; Trichechidae
Gene: KLK1
Product: kallikrein 1
Exons: 5
Coding region: 1-786 (261 amino acids)
Biological process (GO): zymogen activation; regulation of systemic arterial blood pressure
Cellular component (GO): secretory granule
Molecular function (GO): serine-type endopeptidase activity
Source: RefSeq, a predicted model, not a curated record
AUGUGGUUCCUGGUUCUGUGCCUUGCCCUGUCCCUGGGGGGCACUGGUGCCGCAUCCCCCAUCCAGUCCCGGAUCAUUGGAGGCUGGGAGUGCCAGAAGCAUUCCCAGCCCUGGCAGGUAGCUGUGUACAAUUACAAUAAGCCUGAGUGUGGGGGUGUCCUGAUAGACCCCAAGUGGGUGCUCACGGCCGCCCACUGCAUGAGCGAGAAUUACCAGCUCUGGUUGGGCAUCCACAACCUGGAAGAGCCUGAAGAGACAGCCCAGUAUGCCCAAGUCAGCGGCAGCUUCCCACACCCAGACUACAACAUCAGCCUCCUGAAGAACAACCCCCUCUAUCCAGGAGCGGACUACAGCCACGACAUCAUGCUGCUCCGUCUGAAGGAGCCCGCCCAGAUCACAGAUGCGGUCAAGGUCCUGGCCCUGCCCACCACAGAGCCUGUAGUGGGGAGCACCUGCAUCGCCUCGGGCUGGGGCAGCAUCGAUCCAGAUGGGAAAUCAUACCCAGAUGAUAUGCAAUGUGUGGACCUCAAACUCUUGUCUAAUGAUGUGUGUGCCAGUGCCCACUCCCAGGAGGUAACGGAGUAUAUGCUGUGUGCUGGGCAGAUGGAGGGCGGCAAAGACACCUGUGUGGGUGACUCGGGCGGCCCACUGGUCUGCAAUGACAUGUUGCAGGGUAUCACGUCAUGGGGCCACGACCCAUGUGGCACUCCCAAUAUGCCAGCUGUCUUCACCAAAGUGAUUUCGUACAAGGAAUGGAUCAAUGACACCAUGGAGAACAACCCCUGA